This is a messenger RNA of Trichoderma gamsii, 219 nucleotides long. RefSeq lists its product as hypothetical. The transcript has a single exon. The record is from RefSeq and is a predicted model, not a curated record. Lineage: Eukaryota; Fungi; Ascomycota; Sordariomycetes; Hypocreales; Hypocreaceae. Bases 1 to 219 code for a protein of 72 amino acids.
AUGCAUUAUAGUUCGGCGCCAGAGCGCUGCCAUUCUUCGUUCCUGAAUCUAUACCCUCCAAUGCUCCCUGGAAGUUUGGCGUCUCAGGGUAUAAGGAGUCAGUCGCCGACAUGGUCAAUGCUCUCGAGAUUUGCGGAGUGGACUGGAAUACAAUUGCAAAGAAAUAUUGCUUCAGAUUUGUCUCACUCGGCAAAGCGACUAUCAGCCGGCGAAUGUUGA